AUGUCAGAGGAAGUCAGGAAACUGGAGAUGGAGAGCUUGAAAGACAAAGGUUCUCCUGCAGAUAAGCAUUCGGAUAUGGAAAUCGAAUCGCCGAAGAAGAAAGUUGGUGAAAAAGAGGCUUACAAGUCAAAUAAUCCAUUCCGUAAGCGUGCCAAGUCUUCGAGCUCAUCGAUUUCGCAUUCCAGCGCUUCUGGUACGAGCCGCUUGUCCAGGACAUCAAGAUCCUCCAGUUCUGGGUCGGAGUCCCGCUUUGUGAGGGCUAGGUCUUCAUCUAAACGACAUGGAGCUCAGGACCAGAAAUCAAAAUUGAAAGUCGUGAGCCAUAGUUCCGGUGGCCUUUGUGCUACUGACGUAUCUUUUAGGUUUACGCCCUGCAAGUCAAAAAGCGGCAGCCGUGGCAUGAGUGAUCGCAAGGUGCGAGGAAAAUUCAAUUUGCGGUCCAAUUCUGGGUCAGAAUCUGGGUCCCAUUCCGGAAACGAUUCUAGAUCCCAUUCGAGUACCGGUUCGGGGUCCGAUUCAGGAUCCAAUUCGGGAUCAAAUUCUCGAGGUAGCCACAAGAAAGAGACAGUUUCACGACUCCGAAGCGCUGUUCAUCGCGUUAAUGAAACUUGGCCAUCGCCAAAUUCGUUCAAGUCCAUUAAAACUUAUCGCGGAAAAAAUGAAUCAAGUAGUAGGAGCAGCAGCAGCUCUCCACAUCAAAAUGGCUACAAAACUGAGAAGAAGAAAGCAGAUCUGGCGACCGGUAGUCCGGCACCCAAAAGUACGGUCAAUCGCGAGGAGUCCGGUCAAUGGAGGGUCGGAAGCAGCAGCCCCACUCCUAAGGCCUCGAAGAAUGGCUCCCCGAUCAGAAGCCGCAGUCCCCAACGCAAUCCAUGUAGGGAUCGUUCCCCACCCAAAAGCCGAAGUCCCCCCAUAAUAUGCCAGACCAGGAAACAGCCAAAUGAUGGGCUCGAAAAUGAAGCUGAUUCUUAUCGCGAACGCCACAAAAUCACCUUGUCCAGCUGGGAUAUGCGACCCAUUCCCAAGCCCAUAGAGAGUUUCCACCGCAGCGGCUUCGAUGCGACCAUAUUACGGCGACUGGAUCUUGAAGGCUAUAAAGAGCCCACGCCCAUCCAGGCGCAAACUUGGUCGGCUGCCCAGGCGGGUAGAAAUUUAGUGAUGAUUUCCGGUAAGGGCACGGGUAAGACAUUGGCCUACCUACUGCCUGGCAUAUUGAAGAUACAGGAGAAGCGCGGAUCAUCGCGACACAAGAAGGGACCCAUUGUCCUGAUUUUGGUGGACGGACGCGAGGCUGCUACUUUUGUCCACAACGAGGUCUUAAGCUAUGCGAAUCCUCGCGAGCUUAGGACUCAUUGCCUUUUGGGCAGUGGUCAAUGGCAAAGCCAUUCCGCAUGCGAUCUGCUGGUGACCUCCGCUGCUCGCCUUCUGGAAAUGAUAGAUGAUAAGAAACAUGGGGUGGAACUGGAUCGUUGCGCCUAUUUGGUUCUAGACGACAUUGACCUGAUGAUUGACGUGGGCUUGGAGGGCCAAAUCUGCCGGCUGCUAUGCCGCCUACGUCCACGUGCCCAAUUGAUCAUCACCACGACCUCGUGGACACGUAAUCUGGAGCGGAUGGCCAACAAGUUUAUGGGCCAAUACACCUCGAUCCGCGUGGGUCCAAUCAACAAUUCUAGUGAGGGAUUGCAGAACAUUCACCAGCGGGUGGAUGUAAUCGAUGGACGUUGCAAAAUGCAUCGCCUUAAGGACGAGCUAGCUGCACUUUAUGAUUCGAGUGACAGUCCCGAGAAAGUGGUGAUCUAUGUGAAGUGUCAAAAGCUCGUGAACGAACUGGUGGACUUCAUUCGGCUCUUUGUGCCCUGCGAGGGCAUCCACGGCGGACGCAAUGCCGUGGAAAAGGAAGUCAUAAUCCGUGAUUUUCGCAAUGGCGCCUACAAUAUCAUAGUGGCCACCGAUAUGACUUGGCGCGGAUUGGAUGUGCCGGGCAUUCGUUACGUAAUAAACUACGAUUUUCCCAGCACCAUUGAAGGGUAUGUCCAGCGCUUGGUCAGAACGGGAUGCCUAUCGCGUUCCCGCAACUGCGAGGCCAUCAGUUUCUUUACAAAGGCAAACUGCAAACUCUCGAUGGAAGUGGUCGACUUUCUCAAGAACAAUAAACAAGAAAUAGGACCGGAUCUUCUCCAGAUGGCUGAGGAAAGAGCUCGUCGCCCCCGCAUUCGCAAACGCCAUCGUCCACAACGCUACAAUCGCAAGCGUUAG
Molecule: messenger RNA, 2256 nt
Organism: Drosophila erecta
Lineage: Eukaryota; Metazoa; Arthropoda; Insecta; Diptera; Drosophilidae
Product: putative ATP-dependent RNA helicase CG14443
Exons: 1
Coding region: 1-2256 (751 amino acids)
Cellular component (GO): cytoplasm; nucleus; ribonucleoprotein complex
Molecular function (GO): RNA helicase activity; RNA binding; ATP binding
Source: RefSeq, a predicted model, not a curated record